AUGGCGCGCCGGCUGUGGCGGAGCUGCGGGCGGGCGGCCGGGCGUGUCCCGGGGCUGUCCCGCGCACUCCAGCUGGUGUCCGGUCAGGGGGUGUCCCGGGGGCUGUCCGCCGCACUCCAGCUGUGCCGGUCAGGCUGUCCGGGUGCUGUCCGCCGGCACCCAGCGGUGUCCCGGGUCGGGAGCUGUCCCGCCGCACCGGCGGUCGCGGCGGGGGGCGGACGCUGCUGUGCGGCACCUGCCCGCGAGCUGACGGCGGCCGGAGAAGGACGGAUCUGCUGCAGCACUUUGGGGCGGUGUCUGUGGCUCCUGUCAGGACCACGGGGGCUGGUGAUGGCUGGGCCCCCGGCACGCGAAGCGGGCCCGAGCGGUGUGGCCGGGCGGGAGCCCGCGGGGAGGGCGGGAGAGCGGCGGGGCUCGGGGUACCCCGGGCCGCGGCUUCGGCCUCGCUGGCUCUUAGCGAUGGGCCUGUGGAAGAGCAGUGCAGAGGGGCCUCUUGCAGGUAAACAUACUGCUUUUGCCACCUUUCCCAGUGAAAAUGCAGCUGCAAAGGCUUUAUCAAGGCUGCAUCAGCUGAAACUUUUAGGUCACACCUUGGUUGUUGAAUUUGCGAAGGAGCAAGAGAGUGUACAGGCUCUUAGCCAGCCUUCUGUCUCAGAGAAGUGUAAAAGUUCAGAAGAACCAGUGAAAGAAGAAGAGAAGGUAGAACCAAGCUGUGUUAAAAUAGAGAAUGGAAUUGCACCCAACCAUGGCCUCACCUUUCCCAUCAAUUCCUGCCUCAAAUAUUUGUACCCACCACCUUCAAGUGCAAUUCUGGCCAAUAUAGCAAAUGCCUUGGCAAGCGUGCCCAAAUUUUACGUCCAGGUACUUCAUCUAAUGAAUAAAAUGAAUCUUCCUCCACCCUUUGGACCGAUUACUGCUCGCCCUCCCAUGUAUGAAGAGUAUUUACCAGUGCCUGUGCCACCUCCCCCAAUCCCACCUCUGCCUCCUGAAGAGCCUCCUUUACCUGAAGAGGAAGAAGAGCAACUGUCUAGUGGGGAUGAAUCGGAAUAUGAAAGUGAUAAUGAUGAGGAAAAGGAGAGAAUGACCAAGUUGAUGGAAUUAGCAACCCUUCAACCUAAAAGACCGAUAAACACAAAGAGACGAGGUGUUAGAAAAAAGCAAAGAAUUAAAGACUUACUGAAUGUUCCUGUGUGUACUCCCCACAGUAAUUUGCACCCUACACUGUCACCUUCAGAUGUCUUUGAGCAGCCACAUCAUGUAGGUCAUAAAAAAAUAGAGUUUCAUAUUAGUACUGACAUCCCAGCUGUUCUUCAGAUAAACUCAGAAAAAGAAGAAAAAAAUGAUCUUUCUGCAACCAGAGAAGAAAUCAAUAAUACAGGCUUUGGAAGGAUUUUCCCAGCUCCUAGCUCAAAUGAUAAAAUGGAAACUGAAGAGGAGGAUGAUGAAAUACCAUCAGAAUUUAUUUCUAGAAAGGAUCUAGAAAAAAACAGACUUUCUAGAGAAGAAAUGGAAAAAUUUUCUGUUUUCAAAAACUAUGAACCAGGUGAUCCAAAUUGCAGGAUCUAUGUGAAGAAUUUAGCUAAACAAGUCCAAGAAAAGGAUCUCAAGUUCAUUUUUGGAAGAUACGUUGACUUCCAGUCAGAAGUGGAACGAAAUAUGUUUGAUAUACGUUUGAUGAAAGAAGGCCGUAUGAAGGGACAGGCUUUCAUUGGACUUCCUAAUGAAAAAGCAGCUGCUAAAGCAUUAAAAGAAGCAAAUGGAUAUGUCUUAUUUGAAAAACCCAUGGUGGUUCAAUUUGCUCGUUCAGCUAGACCAAAACAGGAUGCCAAUGAAGGGAAAAGGAAAAAGUAGAACACUGCACAAGGUCCCUUUUGUGUUCCAUCUCUUUCAAGUAUUAUCAAGCUGGGGGAAGAAGCAGUGUAAUCAUCAGGACUCUUGAACUGUGCGUAGUAGCGUUUCUAAAGUAUUUAAGGCAGACUAUAAAUUGGCAGACUAUAAAUUUUCUCGUCUUAAAGAUUCCACAUCUUUAAAGUGUCACAAGACUUACAUGAUAAAUGUAUGUUAGUUUGCUUGUGAAAUCUAAUAAAUUAUUUCCUUUCU
Molecule: messenger RNA, 2100 nt
Organism: Manacus vitellinus (golden-collared manakin)
Lineage: Eukaryota; Metazoa; Chordata; Aves; Passeriformes; Pipridae
Gene: RNPC3
Product: RNA binding region (RNP1, RRM) containing 3
Exons: 15
Coding region: 1-1851 (616 amino acids)
Biological process (GO): mRNA splicing, via spliceosome
Cellular component (GO): U12-type spliceosomal complex
Molecular function (GO): U12 snRNA binding; pre-mRNA intronic binding
Source: RefSeq, a predicted model, not a curated record